AUGCCCAUCUUCAACAUGCUCCACUCCUUUGCCUGCGUCUCCGGCGCCGUCGGUGUCGGAUUCGGCGCGAUCGGCGCUCACGCCCUCAAGGCCAAGCUCAAUGCCCACCAGUCGGCCGCAUGGUCGACGGCGACCCAGUACCAGCUCAUGCACUCGCUGGCGCUCCUCUACGCCCUCUCGCUCCCCAAGUCGAGCGCCGUCGUCGCCGCCAGCUAUGCCUUCGCCACCGGCAUCACCCUCUUCUCUGGAAGCAUCUACGGCCUCUGCCUCACCAAGACCGACAACCCCAUCCGCAAACUCCUCGGCCCAGUCACGCCCCUCGGAGGAAUCUCGUUCAUCGUCGGUUGGGUCCUCCUCGCUUACGCCAAGCGUCCGCCGUCGCUCCGCCGAUAG
This is a messenger RNA of Pseudozyma flocculosa PF-1, 393 nucleotides long. RefSeq lists its product as uncharacterized. Lineage: Eukaryota; Fungi; Basidiomycota; Ustilaginomycetes; Ustilaginales; Ustilaginaceae. The transcript has 4 exons. The coding region runs from base 1 to 393 and encodes 130 amino acids. The record is from RefSeq and is a predicted model, not a curated record.